This is a messenger RNA of Neolamprologus brichardi, 5625 nucleotides long. It is a transcript of the gene kaznb, whose product is annotated as kazrin, periplakin interacting protein b. Lineage: Eukaryota; Metazoa; Chordata; Actinopteri; Cichliformes; Cichlidae. Gene Ontology annotation, molecular function: protein binding. The record is from RefSeq and is a predicted model, not a curated record.
UGCCAGUGGGACAGCCAUGGAGGACACCCUCACCUGCAGCCAUGCCACUUUCUCCCAGGUGUUUGGACGCCAGGGACAACUCAUGCAAGCCACCGUCCAGUCUCUGAACAGCCUGAAUGACCAGAUUGCUCAGUUCAUGGUCACUCGACCUUGUAGCCUGACUGAUGAGGAUGAGGCCUUCAUGCCGGGAGAGAGGGAUACCUUGAGGAAGUCUAUGACUCUGAUGAGACACUUGCUCAUGGAUGCUCAGGGGAAAAUCCUUAAAAUGAUGGAAGACAACAAACAGCUGGCACAGAGGAUUGAUGGGGCCAUCCAGUCUGCCAGCCAGGAAGUGACCAACCUGCGCUCCGAGCUCUCUGCCACCAGCCGUAGACUGGCAGAGCUGGGUGCCAGCAGCCCCCCUGGCUUGGAGAACCACCACCAGCACAACCACCACGAUGACAGCCUUCACUACCGGGAUCCAUCCAUGCGUCACAGGCAGAAGACAGUGGUGACAGACAUGUGCUACCCAACAGAAAUAUCCAGCCUGAUGGACUUUGGCACACCAGACUGCUCGCUAGGCAAAGUGUUGCUGCGUGAAGAGGUGGUCCAGCUCCAAGAGGAGGUCCACCUGCUGAGGCAAAUGAAGGACAUGUUGACUAAAGACCUGGAGGAGACCCAGGGCGGCUGCUCUGCCAAUCUGCUUUCUGCCACAGAGCUCCGUGUGCAGCUGGGUGACAAGGAGCAGGAGCUGGACCGUGCCAAGGAGGCCUUACAAGCUAUGAAAGCUGACCGUAAGCGGCUGAAGGUGGAGAAAGCAGACUUGGCGAAUCAGAUGCAGCAGCUGUACACAACACUGGAGAGCAGAGAGGAGCAGCUGCGAGAGUUCAUACGCAACUACGACCAGCAUCGAAAGGAGAGUGAGGAUGCAGUGAAAGCCCUGGCAAAGGAGAAGGACGUGCUGGAGAGGGAGAAGUGGGACCUGAGGAGGCAGACCAAAGAAUCCACAGAGCAGGCCAACGUCCUGCGUUCUCAGCUGGAUAUGAAGGAGAACAGGAUUAAAGAACUGGAGGCCGAGCUCACAAUGGCAAAGCAGUCUCUGGCCACACUGACUAAAGACGUACCAAAACGCCACUCAGUGGCUAUGCCAACAGAACCGGUGGUGAACGGCAGUCAGGAGUGGGUGAUGCACGCCGACCUUCCGCUCACGGCCGCCAUCCGCCAGAGCCAACAGACCCUCUACCACGGGCACACCACAGACAGACAGGCUGUGGUCAGGAUCAGCCCCUGCCAUUCACGUCAGCCUUCUGUGAUCUCUGAAGCCUCUGCGGCUGAUGGAGACCGCUCGUCAACGCCAAGUGACAUCAACUCACCUCGUCACCGGACCCACUCCCUCUGCAAUUCUAUGGAGGACCUUGAGGACCAGAAGCGGAAGAAGAAGAAGGAAAAGAUGACACUGGGAUCCCUAUCAAGGGUGUUCGCUCGGGGCAAGCAGCGCAAGUCACUGGAUCCUGGCUUGUUUGAUGACUCUGAUAGCCUCACACAGCAAAGCCUGUCUGAUGGAGAGGAGCAGCUGGACCGCCUCCAGCAGGCGGAGCUGACUCGAAACACAUGCAUGUCACUGUGGAGGGCAGGUGCAGUCCAGGCCUGGCUGGAGGUUGUCAUGGGAAUGCCCAUGUACAUCCGAGCCUGCUCCGAAAACGUCAAAAGUGGGAAGGUGCUUCUAGGCCUGACGGAUGAUGAUUUAGAGCUGGGCCUGGGUAUCAGUAAUCCAAUUCAUCGCAGGAAAAUAAGAUUGGCUAUUGAGGAUUACAGGAGAGCUGAAGGGGACCAAGGAUUAUCAAAAGCAUCUGAGAUGGACCAUCACUGGGUUGCAACAUCAUGGCUGAGUGAUGUCGGACUGACUCAGUACUCCCAGACCUUUCAGUCUCACUUGGUGGAUGGACGAGUGCUUAACUCUUUGAACCGCAGAGACCUGGAGAGAUUUCUCAACAUCAGUGACCAGUUCCAUCAGACCAGUCUACUUCUGGGAAUCCAGCUGCUGCAGAUGCUCAGCUUUGAUAAAGAGGCCCUGCAGGCACGGCGGACAAAAUGCGAGCACCAAAACUGGGAUCCCAUUGUUUGGACAUGUCACCGAGUGAUGAAGUGGAUCAGAGACAUCGACCUCAAGGAGUUUGCAGACAAUCUUCAGGGUAAAGGGAUUCAUGGUGCAGUGAUGGCUUUGGAUCAGUCUUUCGACACAGAUGCCAUGGCCAAAGCCCUGGGCAUCCCCAGCAACAAACACAUGCUUCAUCGGCACCUGUAUGAAGAGAUGAAGUCACUCGCUGUCCCUCUCAGUAAUACCGAGCAGGACACUGAGGUGAUUGGUUGUUCCUCUCCUGUCGCUGUUAACCGUUUUGCUGAUGAGAGGAUGUCUAUAAGAAGAUCCGGAAAGAGUCCGCUGAGGUUACGAGCAAACAGCCACUCUGUGGAGCGAAGUCUGGGCUUCCACGGCAGCUGCAGCUCUCUGCCCAGAGAGGCCAGAGUUCAGGCGGUUCCCCGAGCCAAAGGCAGCCCGAUGCACACCUACAAGAGUGUCGAAAUCACCAACGUCUGAACCAGCCUCAGCCAUCGAGAUCUUAACCAUUGUUUACAUUUUUGUUGUGUUGCAGUUGUUUACAGCUGAGAGACACUCACACUGAGCCACACUAGAAUUAUAGGAAGAGAGUGUCUUAAAGGGGUAUGCCACUCGAUUUAGCAAUCUGACAUCUUUAGAGAAGCAUUUAGUGAAGACAAACAAACUUUAUCAUUGUGACCUGAUGGACUUGAGAGGAAGAUAACUUAAUUGCUAGUUUCAUUUUUUAUUUUAAUUUAUUUUUAAACUACGUAUUCCAAGACUUUUAUAUAUUAUUGGAAAAAUCAUAUUUGUAUGAUAGAUGAGAAGGCUUAAAACAGGCUUCACACAGUUAUAUAAUUGAAAUUACUGCUCUUUUAAUGCCUUAUAUUACACAGGUCCAUAUGAUCUUCACAGCACUGUUACUAUUUAUUACUGCUACUUUUUAACAUGUUUGUUUUUUUAAGCUGCAAGUGAAAAACUCUGUUAAUGACAAAAGAAAAGUUGUUAUAACUUACUCUCAGUGUAAAGAUACAGCCCAUAUCAGCUGUUAUUCAGAACAGAUGAGGGCCCUGUUCUUCAUACAUGGCUAACCCAGUUAACCACACAUGAACACUGGAUUUGUUGACUGGAUGUUUCUAAAAUCACAGAAAAAUGUACAGAGCAGAGACAUCUGGAGUGCGAUUAAGGUGAUGUGGGGUUUUUUUGCAACUUACAAAGUACAUUUAAAUUACCAAUCAUAAGUCAAAGAACUGCAAAUUAGUAUUCAGUUUUAGGGGCAUUCACAGGUGUACUACAAGAGCUUUGAGAUGGUUGAAGACAGCUAUUUUGUUAGGUACACGUUGUUAGGUUCAGCUGCUUAGUAACACAAAUAUUUAAUCAGCCAAUGACAAUCCCAGUGACUCAGUUCAUUUACAUAGACCAUAGACAUGGUCAAGAGGGCCUGCCAAAGCAUCAGAAUGGGGAAGAAAUGUGAUUUCAUUGACUCUGAAUGUGGCAUGAUUGUUGGUGCCGGGCUGGUUCAAAUAUUUCAGAAAUUUUCUUUUUUCCUGGGAUUUUCCCAGUCAUCCCUAUCUCCACAGUUUACAGAAAAUGGGCCAAAAAAAGAGAAAAUAUCCAAUUCGUGGCAGUUUUCUAAGAUGAGAAGCCUUGCUCAUGUCCAAGUAGAAUCAAAAAAGUUGCUUUGACCCAAUUUACAACCAAGGCAUCCAGGACAGCAGCCAUGCUGAAGACUGUUUCCAUACUGGGAUUUAAACCUGUGUCAACUUUGUGAAAAAACAGAAAUCCUACAACUGCUAGACCAUACGGGACUUAAAUGAAGAAGAGACAGAUUAUUUUCAUGUGAGAACCCAGAUAGCAUUUUGUUUGAUAUUGUGUGUAAUAAUAAUAGUUUUUGGACAAGAAGCUAAUGAGAUGAUUCUCAAUUCUGCUCUGACAUUCAGAUGGUAGGGUCAGAAUUUAUUAUAAAUAAUAUGAAAGCAUGGAUCUGUCCUGCCUUGUAUCAGUAAUAUCAGUGACGGUGGCGUAAUGGUGCAGGUGCAUAUUUUCUUGCCACACUUUCAGCCUCAGUACCAGCUGAGCAUCUUCUAAACCCCACAGCCUUCCUGAGUAUUGCUGCUGACCAUGUCCAUCCCCUCAUUCAUGUUUAAUAUUUUGUGUUUUGUCUCUGUGAAACUGUUAAACUCCUGAAGAAUGGCAGUAAAAUACAAAACCCAAAGGUUUUUCUCAUCUCUCUAUUUUGAUCUACCUCGUCACCUUCUCCCGAAUCACCCUGCCAUUGACUCAGAAAUUGAUCACAAGCCAAUUUCAACAAAGUCUUACCUCCUUAAAUGCAUCUGGAGGAGAGAGGAGGCCCAGGCCUGUCCUUUGCAGAAGCCUUUACAAUACUUGUGCCAUAUUAAAAAAAAAAAAAAGAAAGCAUGAUGCUUAACUUGUCAUGCAAUGCCACUUUGGUCAUUACCACUGUUACUAUCAUCUGCCAGAGAUCAUAACAUAAAGUGGCAGGCUGUAAAAAAAGAAAAAGAAAACAAUGAACUGACAAUGAAGCUGUGCCACGCAUCGUAUUUAAUUGGGAUCACUGGGAAAUGACAGGUCAGAAGCAAGGAUGUUUCCAGUUUUUGUUAAAAGCCUAUAGUCUCAGCUCCUCUCCCUCUGUUAGUGCAAUCACAUGCUCAGCAUUCAGCCAGUAUUAUGCCUCUCCAUAACUUUUCCCAUGAACUUUUAUUUGGGAUUAACAAACCAAUCCUAAAGGAGGCUGAGAGAAUCAGAUUAGAUUGACGAGACUAAACCAGCUUCUUGUAACCUGAAAAAAGUAUUUUAGCCUAAAUUCCUUCAGAUUGCAGAACAGGGCCCUCAAGUGCCAUCAGCUCUAAAUGUGUAAGAUGAUGCUACUAAAAACAAUGACAUGUGAAGUGUGUGUCUUCUUCUGACAGCUGGUAUACCCAUAAUUAUGUUUGUUUUAAUGUAAAAGAUGAUGCAGUCAUGCAGUGUGAUAUGUAGGUAAAUCUGUGGAAUGUUGGAUUAAGAAUGUGGUAAUGUACAAAGACUCCACAUAUGUGUAUUGUAUGAACUGUGAAGAAGGCAAAACUUUGUGCCAUUAUACGAUGAAGUCAAUGGAAAGAAUGUAACGGUGUAUUCUGUACAGUUUUGGUCGUGUUUUAUAAUGCACAGCUGUUCCUGAGCAUGAGAACACUCAUUAAAUGCCACCGCUGGGACUUGCACAGAGCCACACCGAGUGUGACUGAAACCUUGAGGUUACUUCAAAUAGCAGAGAACAGGUUUGUCCGUCUCUAUCUGGGCGUCUCUUUGACUCACCAAAGGGAAACUGUUUAAGCGGGAAGAUCAGACCAGUUCAAACCUGUACAGAAAAAGAAGACAGGGACAUGCAAUGUAUUUGCUUUUAACACAUGACAUAUACAUCUCUUUGCAAAGCAGUACAAGCUUUUCAUACACGUCAACAUGAAAGUGGAUUUAUUGUAAAUUGUUGCAUAAAAUGUAAGACUGUUAUUGUUAUUUUUGAGGAGAAAUGCAUUAAAUUUGUGUUAACAAACUCA